AUGAAGACUACCAUCAUUCUCGCCGCUGCCUCUGGCAUCGUUCUCGGCGCCUCUGGCGUCACCAACGAUAUCGCCCGCGUCGGCGCUAUCGACAUCAACGAGCCCGUUCUCGAGCUCACCACCGUCCUUGACGGUCCGGGUGCCUACGUUCCUACCUCUGCCGGUGGCAAUGGCAUCACUGUCAUUCAGUCGACUAUCUGUCGCCCCGUCUUCGCCCAGACCUGUGAGGUCAUGAAGUUCACUUCUAGCAUUCCCGUUGCUGAGGUGGUCACCUCUACUGUCUCUUCUGAGACCAAGGCCACUUCGGCCACUGAGGUUAUUUCCUCCAGCACCAAACAGGUUGCUACUUCCACUUCUGAGACCAUUCAGUCGACCGAGUCUUCUGGAACCAUUCAGAUUCCCAGCGCCACCGCUUCUGCCAACAAGGAGUCUGAUGCCAACGGUCUCUGGGCUGGCAUCGCGCUUCUGAUGCUUCUCUAA
Messenger RNA from Colletotrichum higginsianum IMI 349063, 480 nucleotides. RefSeq lists its product as uncharacterized. Lineage: Eukaryota; Fungi; Ascomycota; Sordariomycetes; Glomerellales; Glomerellaceae. Bases 1 to 480 code for a protein of 159 amino acids. The transcript has 3 exons. The record is from RefSeq and is a predicted model, not a curated record.